CUCCUCCUCCCUCAAUCAGGCUUUAUAAAUGAGAGAGCAAGGCUCCAGUUGCUCCCGGUGUGAGCCCAGACGAGCUGCUGCGUUUUCAAGGCGUCUCUUUUUCCAGUGAAUUUUCUAAUUUAAACCGAGAGGGCCGGAGUGCACAGAGGAUGCAGCGGACGAGAUUGAUGCCGUCACUGAUCCACACGGGACGAAAUACUUCUGAAAAUAACUGACAAUUUGACAAGGAGUGCUUCACUUUAAAAUCAAUCAAUCCAUAUAUUCAAAUAUAUAUAUUGGACUUUUGAGAUCCGGACUGUACGUCUCCACUGCAGCGCCAUGUGUGCGUUGCUGCCAGCGUGGAUGUGCCUGCUGCUCGGUCUGCUGCCUCUGGAGGUCCAGUCCCGGGCUUUGACACUGCAAAGCCUCCCUCACAGACCGAGAGCCUCGAAAUACCCAAAGUCUAUAAACACCGCCAUCAUGCCUCCUGCGUCUGAUCUCUCUGCUGCCGUUGACGACCACAUCACCGAGGGAGACGGACAUGUCAUCUGGAGGGCCCUGCUGCACAAAGAGCCCCCGCCAAGGUGGUCCGGUGCGUUGCUCGACCAGAGAGACAUGGUGCUUUGGGAAGCGCCGGUCUGGCAGCAUGGGUCACGAGGUCGUCGUCACGCCAACGGUGGUGGCGGGAGAGGGCACGGCCAUCUGAUGAGGGUGGGGUGUGUCCUCGGCACCUGUCAGGUUCAGAACCUCAGCCACCGUCUCUACCAGCUAAUUGGACAGAGUGGGAGGGAAGACUCCGCCCCCAUCAACCCUCGCAGUCCUCACAGCUACGGCUAACACCACACCAGGAGUCUACCGAUGCCUUUACCGUCAAACACUGGCAAGCUAGCCACGUCAUUGGCUGCAUCAACGACACAGUUAGGGCCCAAAAUGAGCCUUCGAUGUCGGUCCUUGCAACCCUGUCUCCGAGAGAUAAUAGUUUGUCCCGGAUAUUUUUCACAAUUGCGUCGUGAUGACAAAAGUAGUCUCUGGCUGGAUUACAUCCCGCAAGUUUCUUUGAAUAGAUGAAGCAGGUAUACAAUAUCUGCCUGCAAUAUCGGAUAUUAUGUUCGCAAACAAAUAGAAUAUGUUGUCAGAGUUGUCAGUAUUAUUACAUUUUUUCAAUACGCAUAUAAAAAGUAAACCAUGAAGCAUUUAUUUCCCCCCAAAACACAUGUUGAGUAAUAUAGUGUAAAAGGUAUCAUUUCAAAGAAACAGGGUUGGUCCUUGAAGUAGCAUCUGAUCUUGGCUGCCGAGUCGGAAAAGUAUGAUUAUGGUUAAUUACGACUUCUCAUCUCUCAUCUCUGUAGGUUUGAUCGUCCCCCUCAUUGUAAUUAAAUUAACUGCUGAGAUCUGGGAAUUUGACGGAUCAAAAAAUGCGGACAGAUUUUAAAUAAACGUCCAAUUAGCCAAUUUGGGGGAACAAAGGGGAAAAGUAGAAUUAUCAGCCAAACUGCCAACUGGUGUAGAUAUCCAUCACAGUCUGCAGGAAACUUGCAAGACCGGGGUCACAGGACAAAGAGCACAUGACCCUUGCUUUGCAUGUUGUAUUGGUGCCUCAAGAUUCGCUCCACAGUUUAUACGCCAGCUUCCUGGUUCAAUCUAUUAUCACCAACAUGUCAUGCAUGCUCACUUUUGCAAAUUAAGUGGUUUCAAUAAUCUGUCUGAAUUUGUGGCUCGUUUGAUCAUUUAAUUGAGAAGAAACAUUGAGUUUCUAGCCCCAUCAGACUCUGAUGUCGUGGCGAUACAUUGUUUUCAGAUCUAAGAAAUUAUUCUGUCCAAAAAUGUAUUUUACUAAACCGAAAUGAGUGUAUUGUUGAACUACAGCCUCUCGUUCCAUGGAGGUGUUGGAUAACACAAAUGGGAGAUUUCAUUAGUGUUAUUGACCAUCACUGCCAAUUUACUGCAGUGAAACUAGAGCCCAGGUGCUUUGGCAUUCAUACAAUACGAACCAUUUAGACACUAUGCAACUGGAGAUGAGAGAAGCCUCUUCCCUCCUGGCCUACAUAACUAAUGUCUACUCUCGUCAUCAAUGGUGAUCCUGCUGGUCUCAAGCUACUUGAGCUCAGAGCUAAUCCACCAUGUCUCUUAAAAAGACCUUCAUCUUCAUCUUGUAGCUUUACUUCCGUGCGAACAGAAACCCAAAAUAACCUCCAAUCAAACCACGUUAACCCUUCACCCAAAACCCCACAAACACAAUUAGUCAAAAUAACCACUAACUCUAAUCCAUGAUCUGUCGGGAUGCAUCUUAACAUCUCUGAACAAGGACAGCUUUACUGUUCACCGCCGUGUAAACUAUAAAUCUAUGACGCAUUAUUUUUAUUUUUGCCACUAUAUGGUCGGUUUUUCAGCCUUAAUUUCUUUAAUCAUUUCUUUAAUUUAUUAAAGAAUAAAUUAAUGCCUUGUUGUGUUUUGCCUUAUAACUAUUCAAAUUAAUCAUCACUGUGAAUGUUUACUAUUAAAGUGUUAUUUAAAGCUU
This is a messenger RNA of Pseudoliparis swirei, 2497 nucleotides long. It is a transcript of the gene adm2b, whose product is annotated as adrenomedullin 2b. The coding region runs from base 319 to 816 and encodes 165 amino acids. Gene Ontology annotation, molecular function: hormone activity. Lineage: Eukaryota; Metazoa; Chordata; Actinopteri; Perciformes; Liparidae. The transcript has 2 exons. Gene Ontology annotation, cellular component: extracellular region. The record is from RefSeq and is a predicted model, not a curated record. Gene Ontology annotation, biological process: positive regulation of heart rate; regulation of systemic arterial blood pressure; adenylate cyclase-activating G protein-coupled receptor signaling pathway.